UGAGUUUGAUGCUCGUCUUACAUUCUGCUCACAGCUCUCUCAGAUCCAAAACCCUCCAACCCUUCUUCAACCGCGUAAACCCUCCAUGGAUCACUCGCCAUUACUCUUACUCUUACUCUUCUUUCUCUAUAUCUCUUUUGGAAAAGUCCCAAACCACCCGUCAAUUAAAUCAAAUCCUCUCUCAAGCCAUCACCACUGGCCGCUUCACAGACCCUUUUGUAUCAAGUAAGCUUCUCUUCUCUCUCUCAUCUUCUGAUCUCACCUCUGCUCGCAUCCUCUUCUCAAAAAUCUCAAACCCCAAUAUUUUCGCCUGGAAUUUCAUGUUCAGAGCUUACUCUUGUAGCUCUUCGCCUUGGGAAUCGAUCACUCUUUACAAUUUGAUGCGACAGAAUGAUGUUUUACCCGAUAAUUAUACUUUCCCUUUCAUCCUUAAAGCUUGCAGCCGAGCCCAAUACCUCGAGAAGGGUGAAGAAAUUCAUGGGUUGGGUCUGAAAUUGGGCUUUGAGUUUGAUGUCUUUGUGCAGAACUCCCUUAUUUCGAUGUAUUCAACUUGUGGUGUGAUUGAAACCGCACGCAGGGUAUUUGAUUUGGUUCCUGUUUGGGUCCGAGAUUUGGUGUCUUGGAACAGUAUGAUUUCAGGGUAUUUGCAGAGGGAUUUUUGUGGGAAAGCAUUGGAAUUGUUUUGUGAAAUGAAAGGCGGUAGCUCAGAGAGGCCGAAUGAGUUGACUGCAGUGAGUGUCAUAACGGCUUGUGCAAGGAUUGGAGACUUGAAUUUAGGUAGGAGGGUUCACGGCUUUGUUGCAGUUAAUGGGUUUGUUCUGGAUGUUUUUCUGGUUUCAUCUCUGAUUGAUAUGUAUACAAAAUUUGGCCGCAUAGUGGAUGCGCAGAAUGUGUUUGAUAGAUUGCAGGACAGAAAUGUGGUCUGUUGGACUUCUAUGAUUGCAGGUUAUACGCAGUUGGGCUUGUUUAAGGAAGCAAUGCAGUUGUUUAGGGAGAUGCAGAUUGAGAAUGUUAUGGCAGAUGAAGUGGCAAUUGCUUGUGUUGCUUCUGCAUGUGGGCAUUUGGGUGCACUAGAUCAGGGGAAGUGGGUGCACGCAUACUGUGAAAGGAAUCAAAUCGAGAUGAACCUUACUGUGAAGAAUUCAUUGAUUGAUAUGUAUGCAAAGAGUGGUGAUAUUAAUAAGGCUCUUGAAAUUUUUCAUAAGUUGAUUCGACGGGAUGUGUUCUCAUGGAGUGUUAUGAUUUCUGGGCUUGCCAUGAAUGGUAAGUCUAAAGAAGCCCUGGACUUGUUCUCUGGUAUGUUAUCGUCAAGUGAAGUUAGACCAAAUGAUGUCACAUUUCUUGGGGUGCUAUCCGCUUGUAGUCAGGGUGGGUUGGUGGAAAUGGGUACUUACUAUUUCAAUUUGAUGACCAGAACGUAUAACCUCAGCCCUCGAAUUGAGCACUAUGGCUGUAUGGUUGAUCUUCUUGGACGUGCUAACCUUUUGGCAGAGGCAGAGAACCUUAUCAGGGCAAUGCCUAUUGAGCCUGAUGCUGUUAUUUGGCGAUCCCUGCUAUUUUCAUGUAAGAUUAAUGGGAAUAUUGAGUUGGCAGAGUUCGCUGCAGAGCGGAUUCUGGAGUUGGAGCCCAGAAAAUGUGGAGCUCAUAUUUUGUUGUCUAAUACUUAUGCUGCUGCCUCAAGGUGGAGUGAUGUGAAGAGGGUUAGGAAAGGUAUGUAUGUUCAUGCGAUUCAAAAACAGCCAGGUUGCUCCUUUGUUGAAAUUAAUGGUCUCAUUCAUGAAUUCUUUGUGGCGGACUGUACACACCCGCAAACUGAUAUCAUAUAUGAAACCAUUAUUGCAAUGCAUCAACUAUUACAAUCAGAGGGAUAUGUCCCAGAUACUUCUGAUUAUUUAACAAUGAGUUGGAAGGAAGUUGAUUAAUCACCGUACAAACGAGUACAGAGUUUUCAUCAGAGUUAAAUGUAACCAGAGUUCUCUUGUCUCAGUAGAUUGGAAUCUUUAUUGUGAUGGACUUCCGCUUUUAGAUAAACUUGAGAAAGUUUCCUACGGAAGCUCAUUGCCAAGCCUCUCAACAAUAAAAAAAUCCCCCCCCCCCUCUUUCUAAAACUGGCGACAGGAGGAGGAUUUUCUUGUGUGACUAAGGAUUUGGUAUCCACCAUUGUUGGUGGGAAGAAUUAGAAGCCACUGAAUUGAACCAUUGACUUGGGAGUUUGAAUCAAGUGUGGAGAGAGAAAGGACUACUAAUUGGAAAGGUAAUCUAUUCUAGGAUGACUUUUGCUUCCUUGUGUGGAAAGAGAGGAUCUUUUGCUUUCAUUGGGUGUGGGUGAUCCAUCUAAGAUCUGGAACUUGGUGCGACAGUAAAAUGGAAGAGCUACCAGAAUGAAGACAUGGGUUUUGAGCCUGAGAAAGGUUUACACAGAAAGCCAUAAAGCAACAGUGCAUUGUAAAGCCAUAUCUAUGUAAAAGCUCGUUGCUUUACUGAUGACACCCUUAAUGAAGAUUUCAACAGAAAGCCAUACUGAAUGUACAACGAAGGGAACCGGUCUGCUCCUUGUCAUCUUUACCAUUUGGCAGAGGACCUUCAAGAUGCCCGGCGCAGCAUACCUUCAAUCUUUCCUCCGCUGAUGUUCCCUAGAAGGUCUGAAGUGUCUGAGCCAUAGUAGGUGGCCAGCAGCUGCGGUUUUUAUUCCUCUUAGAGGUUUAAGCGAUUAGCAAGGAUUGAAGAGUGCAUGAUAAAACCUGUCUCCGUAUAUGUGAGCAUCUUCUGUUGCAUGUUUCUAACCAUUUUCCGGCACUAUCAGGUUGCUGGAUACUUUUGAUCAGUGUCGAAAAGCAGUGGAUGUCAAACAAGCCUUUAAGUUGGUUGAAUAAUGAAUAGAAAAUCCCAGACAUUUGAUUCCCAA
Molecule: messenger RNA, 2905 nt
Organism: Macadamia integrifolia
Lineage: Eukaryota; Viridiplantae; Streptophyta; Magnoliopsida; Proteales; Proteaceae
Product: pentatricopeptide repeat-containing protein At1g08070, chloroplastic-like
Exons: 1
Coding region: 9-1922 (637 amino acids)
Biological process (GO): RNA modification
Molecular function (GO): RNA binding; protein binding
Source: RefSeq, a predicted model, not a curated record